GCACAGCCGCGCCUCCCGCCACCCCAUUGACAGCAAUGCAGCGCCUGCACCGGGGGCUGGGCCGCGGGUCAAACGGCGCAUGCUCGGGAGUGGGCCCAGGCCACCGCCUCGGUGCUGGCGUUGCUGUGUGUCCGCGGGUGCGGGAGAGGAGAGCCUCUCGGCAGGACAAGUGUGGUCUGCAAAGUAGAAGAGGCCGUCUGGGAGAAGCGGGCAGCCAUAAACCGACUUUGACGGGACUCUGAGACCUGUGGAGCUGUAAUGAGUCCUUGGAGAUCCAACUAGGAUGGCAGAAGAGACCAGGCAUGCAAGGGUGAUUUUUGGCCAGGUGGUUAUCGGGCCACCUGGCUCAGGGAAGACCACGUACUGUGCAGGGAUGCAAGAGUUUCUUUCUAAGCUAGGUCGCAAUGUUGCAGUGGUGAACCUUGACCCUGCUAAUGACCUCAUUCCUUACCAAUGUUGUGUGGACAUUGCGGAACUGGUGAAACUUGAUGAUGUUAUGGAUGGUCUUGGGCUGGGCCCCAAUGGAGGACUUAUUUACUGCAUGGAAUACUUGGAGACAAACCUGGAUUGGCUGCAGGACAAGAUGGAACAGUUCAAAGACUAUUAUUUCCUAUUUGAUUGUCCUGGUCAGGUGGAACUGUAUACUCACAAUUGUUCCAUGAGAAACAUCUUUACACAAUUAACCAGAUGGAAUGUCAGGUUAACAGCUGUUCACUUGGUGGAUUCUCAUUACUGCACUGAUCCAGCAAAGUUCAUCUCUGUUCUCUGCACAUCCUUGUCCACAAUGCUGCAUGUGGAGCUGCCUCAUGUUAAUGUCCUCUCCAAAAUGGAUCUUAUUGAAAAGUUUGGGAAACUAGCAUUUAAUCUGGAAUAUUACACUGAGGUACUCGAUUUGUCUUACCUGCUGGAUCACUUGGCCAAAGACCCAUUCUUCAAAAACUUUCGACGAUUAAACAAGAAGCUUAUAGAAGUCAUUCAAGAUUACAGUCUGGUCUCCUUUAUCCCUCUUAAUGUGCAGGAUAAAGAAACAAUGAAGCACGUAAUGAAGGCUGUUGACAAAGCGAAUGGAUAUUGUUUUGGGAACUCAGAGCAGAGAACUUUGGAGGCCAUGAUGUCUGCAGCAGUGGGAGCAGAUUUCUAUUUCACCAAGUCCAUGGAUGCCCAGGAGAAAUACACAAGAUCAGUUGAAGAGGAUGUGGAGGAGGAGGUGAGGCAGCUUUCCGUCCAUAUGCAAAAUUCCACACAAUGAGUGCAGUGGAGGCUACACCUGCUGUAAUGAGAGACUGGCUGAGAUGAUAUCUCACAGCAUACUUGCUGCUUCCAGGUGUGGCAGUUGUUCUUGUUUUCAGCUUUGCUAUAAUUGGGCCUUGGGAUCACCUGCCAAUCCAAUUUUAGCCAAUCCUGCACCAGACAGCAUGUUUUUUUUAAAAGAUCUUUUUGUGAAUUUGAUCCUUUUAUUGUCCCUUUUUCUUCCAAUGUAUCUAAUAAAGAUAUUUAGUUUCAGUA
Pristis pectinata (smalltooth sawfish) is the source of this 1506-nucleotide messenger RNA. RefSeq names its product GPN-loop GTPase 2 (gene gpn2). Gene Ontology annotation, cellular component: cytoplasm. The coding region runs from base 284 to 1249 and encodes 321 amino acids. Lineage: Eukaryota; Metazoa; Chordata; Chondrichthyes; Rhinopristiformes; Pristidae. The record is from RefSeq and is a predicted model, not a curated record. The transcript is spliced from 6 exons. Gene Ontology annotation, molecular function: GTPase activity.